AUGAGCUCUGAUGAAGAAGAAGAAGCAGCCGCGGCCAGAAAGGGCGGUGGCGAUGCUGGCGGCCCCGAGAAAUGGAAAUGGGAACCAGGCAAGCUGGAAUAUCGGCCGGAGAGGCAGAUUGAAAAACAUGUGCCCGUCCUCGAACCGGAGUUGAAGGCUUUGCUUCCGAUAAUUCAAGGACUGACAAGACUCUCGCCGUCCCAUCGCAUUUCGACAUUGCAUGCUCUCGAGUUGAUCAGGGCGAUUCCCAUUCCUGACAUUACUUUUUCCGACGACAGCGGCAUGCCCGACGAUUGA
Exophiala oligosperma is the source of this 297-nucleotide messenger RNA. RefSeq lists its product as uncharacterized. Lineage: Eukaryota; Fungi; Ascomycota; Eurotiomycetes; Chaetothyriales; Herpotrichiellaceae. The transcript has a single exon. Bases 1 to 297 code for a protein of 98 amino acids. The record is from RefSeq and is a predicted model, not a curated record.